AUUUCACCAACCCAAAACAAAAUUACAAUUCAAAAACUUUUCUCUUCCAAAUCCCAUCAAAUUGAGAGAAACCCCACACAUCCAAAGCUCGAGGGAAUGGAGAAAUCACUAUUAACAUACCAAAGAAGAAGAAAAGGAAAAAGAACAGAGGUUCGUUGUUCGUCGACGUGCUUCAUGUACGGCUUCUUUUGGGUUCGAUUGUGCCAGCGAUGAUUGGGUCGCCCUCCUCGAGCGGAUCUGCUCCAUCGCGGUCCUUCUUCAUUACCCUCUGUUGCUUCUAU
Linum tenue is the source of this 281-nucleotide messenger RNA. NCBI's taxonomy places the organism in Eukaryota, Viridiplantae, Streptophyta, Magnoliopsida, Malpighiales, Linaceae. The record is from the annotation of a GenBank genome assembly.